Closterium sp. NIES-65 is the source of this 6012-nucleotide messenger RNA. The record is from the annotation of a GenBank genome assembly. Lineage: Eukaryota; Viridiplantae; Streptophyta; Zygnematophyceae; Desmidiales; Closteriaceae.
AUGCCCCCUGCGGGACCCGCGGGGCGCCAAGCCGCCCCUGGACCCGGUACGCCCUGUGCUGCCCGUGCCUGUGCUGCCCGUGCCUGUGCUGCCCGUGCCUGUUGCUACCCGUGCCUGUGCUGCCCGUGCCUGUUGCUGCCCGUGCCUGUGCUGCCCGUGCCUGUGCUGCCCGUGCCUGUUGCUGCCCGUGCCCGUGCUGCCCGUGCCUGUGCUGCCCGUGCCUGUGCUGCCCGUGCCUGUUGCUGCCCGUGCCUGUGCUGCCCGUGCCUGUUGCUGCCCGUGCUUGUGCUGCCCGUGCCUGUGCUGCCCGUGCCUGUGCUGCCCGUGCCUGUGCUGCCCGUGCCUGUUGCUGCCCGUGCCUGUGCUGCCCGUGCCUGUGCUGCCCGUGCCUGUGCUGCCCGUGCCUGUUGCUGCCCGUGCCUGUGCUGCCCGUGCCUGUUGCUGCCCGUGCCUGUGCUGCCCGUGCCUGUGCUGCCCGUGCCUGUGCUGCCCGUGCCUGUGCUGCCCGUGCCUGUGCUGCCCGUGCCUGUGCUGCCCGUGCCUGUGCUGCCCGUGCUUGUGCUGCCUGUGCCUGUUACUGCCCGUGCCUGUGCUGCCCGUGCCUGUGCUGCCCGUGCCUAUGCUGCCCGUGCCUGUGCUGCCCGUGCCUGUGCUGCCCGUGCCUGUGCUGCCCGUGCCUGUGCUGCCCGUGCCUGUUGCUGCCCGUGCCUGUGCUGCCCGUGCCUGUGCUGCCCGUGCCUGUGCUGCCCGCGCCUGUGCUGCCUGUGCCUGUUGCUACCCGUGCCUGUGCUGCCCGUGCCUGUGCUGCCCGUGCCUGUGCUGCCCGUGCUUGUUGCUGCCCGUGCCUGUGCUGCCCGUGCCUGUGCUGCCCGUGCCUGUGCUGCCCGUGCCUGUUGCUGCCCGUGCCUGUGCUGCCCGUGCCUGUUGCUGCCCGUGCCUGUGCUGCCCGUGCCUGUGCUGCCCGUGGCUGUGCUGGCCGUGCCUGUGCUGCCCGUGCCUGUUGCUGCCCGUGCCUGUGCUGCCCGUGCCUGUGCUGCCCGUGCCUGUGCUGCCCGUGCCUGUUGCUGCCCGUGCCUGUGCUGCCCGUGCCUGUUGCUGCCCGUGCCUGUGCUGCCCGUGCCUGUGCUGCCCGUGCCUGUGCUGCCCGUGCCUGUGCUGCCCGUGCCUGUGCUGCCCGUGCCUGUGCUGCCCGUGCCUGUGCUGCCCGUGCCUGUGCUGCCCGUGCCUGUGCUGCCCGUGCCUGUGCUGCCUGUGCCUGUUACUGCCCGUGCCUGUGCUGCCCGUGCCUGUGCUGCCCGUGCCUGUUGCUGCCCGUGCCUGUGCUGCCCGUGCCUGUGCUGCACGUGCCUGUGCUGCCCGUGCCUGUGCUGCCCGUGCCUGUGCUGCCCGUGCCUGUGCUGCCCGUGCUUGUUGCUGCCCGUGCCUGUGCUGCCCGUGCCUGUGCUGCCCGUGCCUGUGCUGCCCGUGCCUGUGCUGCCCGUGCCUGUGCUGCCGUGCCUGUGCUGCCCGUGCCUGUGCUGCCCGUGCCUGUGCUGCCUGUGCCUGUUACUGCCCGUGCCUGUGCUGCCCGUGCCUGUGCUGCCCGUGCCUAGUGCUGCCCGUGCCUGUGCUGCCCGUGCCUGUGCUGCCCGUGCCUGUGCUGCCCGUGCCUGUGCUGCCCGUGCCUGUUGCUGCCCGUGCCUGUGCUGCCCGUGCCUGUGCUGCCCGUGCCUGUGCUGCCCGUGCCUGUGCUGCCCGUGCCUGUGCUGCCCGUGCCUGUGCUGCCCGUGCCUGUUGCUGCCCGUGCCUGUGCUGCCCGUGCCUGUGCUGCCCGUGCCUGUGCUGCCCGUGCCUGUGCUGCCCGUGCCUGUUGCUGCCCGUGCCUGUUGCUGCCCGUGCCUGUGCUGCCCGUGCCUGUGCUGCCCGUGCUGUGCUGGCCGUGCCUGUGCUGCCCGUGCCUGUUGCUGCCCGUGCCUGUGCUGCCCGUGCCUGUGCUGCCCGUGCCUGUGCUGCCCGUGCCUGUUGCUGCCCGUGCCUGUGCUGCCCGUGCCUGUUGCUGCCCGUGCCUGUGCUGCCCGUGCCUGUGCUGCCCGUGCCUGUGCUGCCCGUGCCUGUGCUGCCCGUGCCUGUGCUGCCCGUGCCUGUGUGCCCGUGCCUGUGCUGCCCGUGCCUGUGCUGCCUGUGCCUGUUGCUGCCCGUGCCUGUGCUGCCCGUGCCUGUGCUGCCCGUGCCUGUGCUGCCCGUGCCUGUGCUGCCCGUGCCUGUGCUGCCCGUGCCUGUGCUGCCCGUGCCUGUGCUGCCGCGUGCCUGUGCUGCCCGUGCCUGUGCUGCCCGUGCCUGUUGCUGCCCGUGCCUGUGCUGCCCGUGCCUGUUGCUGCCCGUGCCUGUGCUGCCCGUGCCUGUGCUGCCCGUGCCUGUGCUGCCCGUGACUGUGCUGCCAGUGCCUGUGCCUGCCCCGUGGCCUGUGCUGCCCGUAUGCCUGUGCUGGCCCUGGUGCUGCACGUGCCCUGUGCUGGCCCGUGCCUUGUGCUGCACGGGCCUGUGCUGCCCGUGCCUGUGCUGCCCGUAGCCUGUGCUGCCCGUGCCUGUGCUGCCGUGCCUUGUUGCUGCCACGUGCCUGUGCUGCCCGUGACGUGUGCUGCCCCGUGCCUGUGCUGCACGUGGCCUGUGCUGUCCCGUAGGCCUGCCUGUGCUGCCCGUGCCUGUGCUGCCCGUGCCUGUUGCUGCCCGUGCCUGUGCUGCCCGUGCCUGUGCUGCCCGUGCCUGUGCUGCCCGCGCCUGUGCUGCCUGUGCCUGUUGCUGCCCGUGCCUGUGCUGCCCGUGCCUGUGCUGCCCGUGCCUGUGCUGCCCGUGCCUGUGCUGCCCGUGCCUGUGCUGCCCGUGCCUGUGCUGCCCGUGCCUGUGCUGCCCGUGCCUGUGCUGCCCGUGCCUGUGCUGCCCGUGCCUGUGCUGCCCGUGCCUGUGCUGCCGUGCCUGUGCUGCCCGUGGCCUGUGCUGCCCGUGCCUGUGCUGCCCGUGCCUGUUGCUGCCCGUGCCUGUGCUGCCCGUGCCUGUGCUGCCCGGUGCCUGUGCUGCCCGUGCCUGUUGCUGCACGUGCCUGUGCUGCCCGUGCCUGUGCUGCCCGUGCCUGUGCUGGCCCGUGCCUGUGCUGCCCGUGCCUGUGCUGCCCGUGCCUGUGCUGCCCGUGCCUGUGCUGCCCGUGCCUGUGCUGCCCGUAGCUGUGCUGCCCGUGCCUGUGCUGCCCGUGCCUGUUGCUGCCCGUGCCUGUGCUGCCCGUGGCCUGUGCUGCCCGUGCCUGUGCUGCCGUGCCUGUGCUGCCCGUGCCUGUGCUUGCCCGUGCCUGUGCUUGCCCGUUGCCUGUGCUGCCGUGCCUGUGCUGCCCGUGCCUGUUGCUGCCCGUGCCUGUUGCUGCCCGUGCCUGUUGCUGCCCGUGCCUGUGCUGGCCCGUGCCCUGUGCUGCCCGUGCCUGUGCUGCCCGUGCCUGUUGAUGCCCGUGCCUGUGCUGCCCGUGCCUGUGCCUGCCCGUGCCUGUGCUGCCCGUGCCUGUUGCUCCCCUUCCCGUUCCUGCCCGUGCCUGUGCUGCCCGUGCCUGUUGCUGUCCCGUGCCUGGCUGCCCCGUGCCUGUGCUGCCCGUGCCUGUGCUGCCGUGCCUGUGCUGCCCGUGCCUUGCUGCCCGUGCCUGUGCUGCCCGUGCCUGUGCUGCCCGUGCCUGUGCUGCCCGUGCCUGUGCUGCCCGUGCCCUGUUGCUGCCCGUGCCUGUGCUGCCCCGUGCCUGUGGUGCCCGUGCCUGUUGCUGCCGCGGCCUGUGCUGCUCCUGUGCCUGUUGCUGCCGUGCCUGUGCUGCCCGUGCCUGUGCUGCCCGUGCCUGUGCUGCCCGUGCUGUUGCUGCCCGUGCCUGUGCUGCCCGUGCCUGUGCUGCCCGUGCCUGUGCUGCCCGUGCCUGUUGCUGCCCGUGCCUGUGCUGCCCGUGCCUGUUGCUGCCCGUGCCUGUGCUGCCCGUGCCUGUGCUGCCCGUGGCUGUGCUGGCCGUGCCUGUGCUGCCCGUGCCUGUUGCUGCCCGUGCCUGUGCUGCCCGUGCCUGUGCUGCCCGUGCCUGUGCUGCCCGUGCCUGUUGCUGCCCGUGCCUGUGCUGCCCGUGCCUGUGCUGCCCGUGCCUGUUGCUGCCCGUGCCUGUGCUGCCCGUGCCUGUGCUGCCCGUGCCUGUGCUGCCCGUGCCUGUGCCUGUGCCUGUGCUGCCCGUGCCUGUGCUGCCCGUGCCUGUUGCUGCCCGUGCCUGUGCUGCCCGUGCCUGUUGCUGCCCGUGCCUGUGCUGCCCGUGCCUGUGCUGCCCGUGCCUGUGCUGCCCGUGCCUGUGCUGCCCGUGCCUGUGCUGCCCGUGCCUGUGCUGCCCGUGCCUGUGCUGCCCGUGCCUGUGCUGCCUGUGCCUGUUGCUGCCUGCCCGUGCCUGUGCUGCCCGUGCCUGUGCUGCCCGUGCCUGUUGCUGCCCGUGCCUGUGCUGCCCGUGCCUGUGCUGCCCUUGCCUGUGCUGCCCGUGCCUGUGCUGCCCGUGCCUGUUGCUUCCCGUGCCUGUGCUGCCCGUGCCUGUGCUGCCCGUGCCUGUGCUGCCCGUGCCUGUGCUGCCUGUGCCUGUUGCUGCCCGUGCCUGUGCUGCCCGUGGCUGUGCUGGCCGUGCCUGUGCUGUCCGUGCCUGUUGCUGCCCGUGCCUGUGCUGCCCGUGCCUGUGCUGCCCGUGCCUGUGCUGCCCGUGCCUGUUGCUGCCCGUGCCUGUGCUGCUCGUGCCUGUUGCUGCCCGUGCCUGUGCUGCCCGUGCCUGUUGCUGCCCGUGCCUGUGCUGCCCGUGCCUGUGCUGCCCGUGCCUGUGCUGCCCGUGCCUGUGCUGCCCGUGCCUGUGCUGCCCGUGCCUGUGCUGCUGCACGUGACCUGUGCUGCCCGUGCCUGUGCUGCCCGUGCCUGUGCUGCCCGUGCCUGUUGCUGCCCGUGCCUGUGCUGCCCGUGCCUGUUGCUGUCCGUGCCUGUGCUGCCCGUGCCUGUGCUGCCCGUGCCUGUGCUGCCGUGCCUGUGCUGCCCGUGCCUGUGCUGCCCGUGCCUGUGCUGCCUGUGCCUGUUACUGCCCGUGCCUGUGCUGCCCGUGCCUGUGCUGCCCGUGCCUAUGCUGCCCGUGCCUGUGCUGCCCGUGCCUGUGCUGCCCGUGCCUGUGCUGCCCGUGCCUGUGCUGCCCGUGCCUGUUGCUGCCCGUGCCUGUGCUGCCCGUGCCUGUGCUGCCCGUGCCUGUGCUGCCCGCGCCUGUGCUGCCUGUGCCUGUUGCUGCCCGUGCCUGUGCUGCCCGUGCCUGUGCUGCCCGUGCCUGUGCUGCCCGUGCCUGUUGCUGCCCGUGCCUGUGCUGCCCGUGCCUGUGCUGCCCGUGCCUGUGCUGCCCGUGCCUGUUGCUGCCCGUGCCUGUGCUGCCCGUGCCUGUUGCUGCCCGUGCCUGUGCUGCCCGUGCCUGUGCUGCCCGUGGCUGUGCUGGCCGUGCCUGUGCUGCCCGUGCCUGUUGCUGCCCGUGCCUGUGCUGCCCGUGCCUGUGCUGCCCGUGCCUGUGCUGCCCGUGCCUGUUGCUGCCCGUGCCUGUGCUGCCCGUGCCUGUUGCUGCCCGUGCCUGUGCUGCCCGUGCCUGUGCUGCCCGUGCCUGUGCUGCCCGUGCCUGUGCCUGUGCCUGUGCUGCCCGUGCCUGUGCUGCCCGUGCCUGUUGCUGCCCGUGCCUGUGCUGCCCGUGCCUGUUGCUGCCCGUGCCUGUGCUGCCCGUGCCUGUGCUGCCCGUGCCUGUGCUGCCCGUGCCUGUGCUGCCCGUGCCUGUGCUGCCCGUGCCUGUGCUGCCCGUGCCUGUGCUGCCCGUGCCUGUGCUGCCUGUGCCUGUUACUGCCCGUGCCUGUGCUGCCCGUGCCUGUGCUGCCCGUGCCUGUUGCUGCCCGUGCCUGUGCUGCCCGUGCCUGUGCUGCACGUGCCUGUGCUGCCCGUGCCUGUGCUGCCCGUGCCUGUUGCUUCCCCUGUCGCUGA